Molecule: messenger RNA, 1508 nt
Organism: Amphibalanus amphitrite
Lineage: Eukaryota; Metazoa; Arthropoda; Thecostraca; Balanomorpha; Balanidae
Product: innexin inx2-like
Exons: 1
Coding region: 224-1306 (360 amino acids)
Biological process (GO): phototransduction
Cellular component (GO): plasma membrane; gap junction
Molecular function (GO): gap junction channel activity
Source: RefSeq, a predicted model, not a curated record
AUUCGGCGGCUGGACCGCUGCGGUACCGUGUGGACGGUAGUCAGCUGGAGGUCGGCCCGGCCGGCCUGCCUGCGCAAUCGGCCGGGGCGGGCGCCCGGCCCCAGUUUCGGGCGGUGCUCGUGGCGGGUCGCCACGCUCCGCAGUGCUGCGGUCGGGCCACCAAACUGUGCCGCCAGAAUCAGCCGACCGCUGGUAAUUCGGACCACUCCAUCAGGCCGACAUCAUGCUCAACCUCCUUAAAUCCGUGAAGGGUGUGCUGAAACCCAAGGUUGUGUGCAACGACAACAAUGUGUUUCGCCUGCACUACAAAGCGACCACAUCACUUCUGCUCGUGUGCUGCCUUUUGGUCACGUCCAAACAGUAUAUCGGAGACCCAAUCGACUGCAUUGUGGACGGCGUCAAGGGCAAGGUUAUGGACACCUACUGCUGGAUUCACUCGACGUUCACCGUGCCCAGCCGAGCGUUCGGGAAACAAGUUGGCGAACACAUCCCACAUCCAGGCGUGGUAACGCCCGAAGAAGGCGAUGAGCUGAAGUACCACAAGUACUACCAGUGGGUGGCGUUCACGCUCUUCUUUCAGGCGAUGCUCUUCUACGUGCCGCACUACCUGUGGAAGAUGUGGGAGGGCGGUAAGUGUCAGAUGCUUGUGAUGGACAUGCAGUCCCCCGUGACGAAGGAAGAGGCGCGCCGGGACAGGCAAAAACUCAUCACCAACUACUUCUCGCUUAACCUGCAUCAUCACAACUUUUACGCUGUGCGAUUCUUCUGUUGCGAAGUUCUCAACUUCUUGAACGUCAUCGCGCAGAUCUUCUUCACGGACCUGUUUCUGGGCUACGAGUUCACGACGUACGGCUCACGUGUGGUCGAGUUCGCCAACAUGGAUCAGGAGGACCGGCCCGACCCGAUGGCGCUCGUGUUCCCCAAGAUGACCAAGUGCACGUUCCACAAGUACGGAGCCUCCGGCACCGUGCAGCGCAUUGACGGCCUCUGCGUGCUCUCGGUCAACAUCAUUAACGAGAAGAUCUACGUAAUGCUGUGGUUCUGGUUCAUCGUUUUGGCAGUGGUGACGGGUCUGGCGCUGCUGUAUCGACUCGCUCAGAUGCUCUCUCCGCAGCUGAGGCUCCAGCUGCUCAUGAUGCGCGCCAGACUGGCUUCGCACCAUGACGUUGCUAUCGUUGCGCGCAAAUGCCAGAUUGGCGACUGGUUUGUGCUGUGUCAGAUGGGGAAGAACAUGGACCCAAUCGCGUUCAAGGAACUGAUCGGGAAACUGGCGAUGCGUUUUGAGGGCAAGGACACGGAGGCAUAGUGGACAUUGAUGUGAAAAUAACCGAGGAUGGUGUGGUUACCAAGGUGAUCGAUGCCAUACGUGAGCCCUUCGGUGUUAGCGGAGUGGUGUCGGGUGGUGUAUUGGCUGUUUUCGCUCAGCCCACGGCAAUAGCGCUAACAAAGGAUUGGUGUGUGCAAAGGGAGCCUACACAGGCGCUGGUCUAACAUGACUUGGAUUACCA